AUGGCGAACGCCGCCCUUCUUCUCCUCAUCACUGUGCUGGCCACUACCAGCGGCAUCACUUCAGCCACGGCCGGCCGCAGCGGAACCCAGCAGCCGGCGGCAAGGAGAAGUCGUUUUCUGCUUGUUGGUGGCGCUGCACACCUGCCUUUGCCAACCUACGACUGCUCGAAGAAGUUGAUCGAAGCAUGCCUCGCGACGGGGACGACGUGCUGCAGCGGCCAGUGCGUGGACACCGUCGCCAGCGCCCAGCACUGCGGCGGUUGCAACAAGGCGUGCAAGCACGGCCGGACGUGUUGUGGCGGGCGCUGCGUGGAUCUGCUCUCCGACAAGAAGAACUGUGGCACUUGCUCUAACCAAUGCAGCAACAAGUGCGGCUACGGCUUCUGCGACUACGCGCAGUAA
Messenger RNA from Triticum turgidum subsp. durum (durum wheat), 402 nucleotides. The record is from the annotation of a GenBank genome assembly. Lineage: Eukaryota; Viridiplantae; Streptophyta; Magnoliopsida; Poales; Poaceae.